UGGUCCUUCAAUCGAGCGCUCUGCCGCGUCGGCCUUCUCUCCUCCUUCUCCUUUUAUUUUCGCACUUUGAGGCCCGGUGUUGGAUUGAUUAGCAUAAAGAAAGGCUUGUAUGUGGAACUGAGAGGGUUGAUUAAUAAUGGAGGACUCGGCAGCUAGCAAUAGCAAUAGCAAUAGCAAUGGCAGCAGCAGCAGCGUCAACAACAGCACCAGCAAACGACCGACCUCCGAGCAAGCAAACAAACAUCUCGAGAAUCUCCAAAAGAUAGACGAAGAAAUCAUCUCCCUACUCUCCUACUCCUCCACCUCUCUCUCCUCGCUCAACACGCUCGACCCCUCCAAAUCAAUCGACCAAUCUAAAGCCGCGUUCCGCGAGAACGCCGAAUCUUUCUACGCCGUGCUCGAGCGCGUGACGGCGGGGCUGAGGACAGAAGUCAAGGCGCUGCAGGACGCCGAGAUCCUGACUACGGCCGUCAACGCAAAGGCGGAGUGGGUCGGGAAGCAGAAGGAGGCCGAGGGCGUGAGGAACGCGGAGGCCGCGCUGGAGAAAUUGAAGGGGGGCGAGUGAAUGCGAUGGAAGGGCGCGCUGUUGUUCACCCAACAGUGCGGUACAUUUUUCUUCUGCUCUAUCUAUGGCUGCGCAGCAUGUGCAUGCACGCACGAGUUGAGAUGGAUACAUUACAUUGUCUGCAUUGCAUUGCAUCAGUCACCAUCAAGAUUAUGCAGCCUGUGUAGAUAAGACGACCACAGAUCUCAGAUCGCGUCCACCCCGACGCUGUGGAGACUACAAUGAGUCCAGCUACGACGUACUCGAUGGUCGCGAGAGAUAAGA
This is a messenger RNA of Myxozyma melibiosi, 829 nucleotides long. Its product is annotated as mediator complex protein-domain-containing protein. Gene Ontology annotation, molecular function: transcription coregulator activity. The coding region runs from base 137 to 565 and encodes 142 amino acids. The record is from RefSeq and is a predicted model, not a curated record. The transcript has 2 exons. Gene Ontology annotation, biological process: regulation of transcription by RNA polymerase II. Gene Ontology annotation, cellular component: mediator complex. NCBI's taxonomy places the organism in Eukaryota, Fungi, Ascomycota, Lipomycetes, Lipomycetales, Lipomycetaceae.